This is a messenger RNA of Trichomonas vaginalis G3, 900 nucleotides long. Its product is annotated as protein kinase protein. Gene Ontology annotation, biological process: protein phosphorylation. Gene Ontology annotation, molecular function: ATP binding; protein kinase activity. The transcript has a single exon. Lineage: Eukaryota; Parabasalia; Trichomonadida; Trichomonadidae. Bases 1 to 900 code for a protein of 299 amino acids. The record is from RefSeq and is a predicted model, not a curated record.
AUGGAUCCAUGCGACGUUGAGUUCUUUAUAAGCAAUGAUUUAACAAAUCUUGGUGUUAUAGGAAUAGGUUCAUUUGGAAUAAUCUAUAAAGUCUAUUCCGAACAGUACAAAACAGAAUUUGCAGUGAAGAGAAUAUUAAAAGAUCGAUUCCGUGAAGAUGAAUACGAAUCUAUGAUAACUAUAAAGAGUUCUGGUAUAGUUACAUUAUAUAGAUACGUAUAUCAUGGUCCAUACAUCUACUUAAUGAUGGAACUAUGCAAGACAAGUAUAGAUAAGCUUCUUCAAGAAAAAAGAGAUAUGUCUAUUUCGGAACUAAAUGAGAUAGCACUUGGAAUGAUUCAAUCCGUAAAGUGCUGCCAUGAAACUGGAAUCAGUCAUGGUGAUAUAAAGCCAUCAAACUUCCUUGUCGAUUCAUAUGGAAGAAUCAAAAUUUGUGACUUUGGCCUCGCAAAGAAAAAUCUCGCAGAUCAGAAAUAUACAGAUUAUUCUGGAACAAGAAUGUUCCUAUCUCCAGAAAUAGUGCAGCUACAGCCAUAUGACGCAUUUAAAGCUGAUAUAUUGGCACUAGGUGUUACACUCUACUAUUUAUAUGUUCAUUCUUACCCAUGGCCAACAGAUUCGAAAAGUGCAUUUGUCCAAAAUCUUAUUUCAGGUGUUUAUUGCCAAGACAAUAUUGGCGAUUCGUUUUUCCGCAAGCUUAUCCGAAAGUGCCUUAAUAUAAAUCCAAAAGAAAGACCAUCAGCUCAGGAUCUUUUUAAUCAGAGCAGAGCUUAUAUCAGCAUUGCAAAAAAGAAGAAAAUCAUCAAACCCUUUAACUCAUGUGGCAGUUCUAUUAGUUUGGUUCUUGAUAGAAAAAUUUUAAAGCCAAGAAGAUUAUCAUUCGGCUCGGCAAUACUGUAA